CACUAUUUGGAGAGCCUGAAGCCUGCCCUCAGUUGAGCAUGCUAGUGUGGAACAGUCGGGAUGAUAUUUAUCAGGCGGCUCUUCGGAUAGAGAGGGUUGACACAGCCGUGCAUGAAGAAGGGAUACUACGAGAGGGAAGCCUGAGAAAUGCAAGUAGCAUGCUAGAGUGGUCCGGCCAGCCCAGUCAGUACAGAAGGAGGCCGAGCGAUACCAGUAGCUUUGGGGGUACUCGGAGUCAGACCGGCUCGGUCCGGCCUGGUCAAACUUUCAACAACAGAGGUCUUUGCAACCAGUGUGGGCGGGAUCACUCAAAGGAGUGUAGGAAGCCCCCAAGGUCUACUAUAACUGUAAGGAGCCUGUGCAUUUCGCCAAAGAAUGCCCCUGGAGAGGCGUGCAAGGGAUGGCUCAGUCCGAGCAGUCUAUCCGGGGUGGUGUAGCAAGGACUCACGCAGGACCACGGUUUGGUGGCCAGCCAAACCGCUCCUUCCAGAGCCUGGGAGGACGCACCGGGCGAUUCGACCACACUGAUCGGGAUAGAGACCAGGGGCCUCUAGCAGGGGGACAACCGAGGGUAUUUGCCAUGCGAGGAUAGAGGGUGACCGUGAUGUCGAUGGAGGGGACGAUCAAACAUAGUGAUGUGGAGCAAAUGGGGAGACGGGGGGAGGAAGUAUUUGUUUUAAGUAUAGACCGUUAGUUGUUUUUUUUCUUCGAAAGACGAUCUUUCAGUUUUAGUACUCGGUACCAAACCUAUUAAAUUAGUUCGAACCAAAAUUUUGAGGUCAAAAUUUUAUUAAGGGGGAGGGAAAUGUUAUAUCCCACCUUCAGAAGUUUUAGUCGCACACUAAAAGUUUAAGACCAAG
Linum trigynum is the source of this 860-nucleotide messenger RNA. Lineage: Eukaryota; Viridiplantae; Streptophyta; Magnoliopsida; Malpighiales; Linaceae. The record is from the annotation of a GenBank genome assembly.